AUGUCGAUCCAACUUCCAGGGUCGGUCCUGAGUAGAACUCUGCGCAGCCGGCUGAUCCAGCAACGACUUGCGAAUACAGGCGCAUUCACCCUAAGUCAAAAUCUACCCUCCAAUGCGUCCCGAUCAUACUCCACCAACGCCGCCGAAGAUAUACCCGCCGAUCAUGAGCACGAGACCUCGCCCAAACCACCGCCGAAGGUAGCAGACAAUGUCAUCCCCGAGAGCUGGAAAGGUCACAAGGAACACUUUGCCGGCCGCAAAAAAUCUAAUGGUGGCCUGUCCUGGAGCCAACAGGCGUCCAAGGCAGAAAGGGCCUCGUUGAUGGCGAUUGCCUCCGGCUCAGCUCCCGACGGCGAAGAAAGCACCUCCCGCAAGACUCUUGAGUUAGAGUUAAAAUGGCUCGCGGAUCCUCGGGCUUUGGCGGACCGGGUUGCGCGUAUCCUGCAGAGCGGUGAUGUGGCAAAAGCGGCCGCUUUAGUUCGGCAAGCACAGAGGGACGGGAUGAGUUGCGGUGUUGCGUGGAAUAACUUGCUCCAAUAUUUUAUGGACCGAGGCUGUACCGCGGCAGCAUUCAAGCUUUAUAACGAUAUGAAAAAACGAGGCCGGAUGCCAAACUCGAGAACGUACACAAUCAUGUUGACGGGUUUCCGCAAAGCCCCGGAGGGUACGCCGAGCAUAGUCAAGGAUGCGCUCCGUGUUUAUCGUUCGAUUUUCGCCGAGAACUCCCCAGUCAAGCCCAGCAUCAUCCAUACCAACGCGAUGCUUUCGGUCUGCCAGCGACACAGUGAUAUGGACACGCUGUGGCGCAUUGCGGGUGAACUGCCGGAAGAAGGACCAGAGGCACCCGACAUGGUGACUUACAGCACUAUCCUGACCGCUAUCCAAUUCGCAGCCCAUACCGACGUCCUGAGAAUGGAUCGCAACGAAAUUGAACGAAUUAUUUCACGAAAAGCUCAGAUGGUCACUGAGGGCAAGCGAAUUUGGGCCGAUGUCGUCUAUCGCUGGGCAAAGGAUCAGACGCAUCCGUUGCCCAUCGAUAAUCAGGUGGUUGGCUCCAUGGCCAGUCUACUUCUGCAGGGUGCCCAUGAUCGCGACUUUUACGAUGUGUUCGCUCUUUAUCACCAAACCAUGGGAAUUCCCAUCUUUGCAAAGGUCCCAGCCGAAAUCCCUAACGGCGCGCGCCGUAGGGUCGAGCGAGAACUUGACAGAAGGUCCAAGUCAGAGCUGGAUUCGAAGAUGGAAGAUGAUGUCCCAUUCGUCGACGAGGAUAACAAGUUGCUGAGACGGAUCAAAAAUGAGACAUCUGUCGAGGAAGAGGAGGAGGAGAACUUUGACUCUCUCUUCGAUCAGAUGGUCCCAGGCUCCGAGAACUUGACCUACCUCCAACCCGACAACAAGGAUCUUACUCUGAUUCUGGAGGCUUGCCUCAAAAUGACUCAAGGUGUCUCCACUGGCACUGUUUACUGGGAUCACUUAACCAAAGAAGACAAUCCAGCCCGUGUCGAGCCCGACAAUCUCUCCUUUAUCGAAUAUUUCCGUCUGCUCCGUGUCACGCGGUCGAGCAACACUGCCACUCGUGUCAUGCGCGAGCAGAUGGUCCCUGCAGGCCUGGCCAACGGGAAGGCAUUCCAUGUUGCUCUGUCGUCCUGUCGCCGUGACCGCAACAACCGCAAAGUUCUCGUCCACGCGAACGAGCUCCUCGACUUGAUGUCUCAAUCAUGUCUUCUUCCCGAUCCCCGCUCACUAGGCACCUACUUGGAACUGGUCCAAAAACUCUCCGACAAUCCGCAUACUCUCAUGCAUCUUGUAGGAUUGGACAUGGAUGCAGGGCGCGAUUCUCGCAGCCUACAAACAUUGGGCAAAAAGCUGCAAACCAAGCUACGCCUGCGUGCUCUCGCCACCCUACGACCUCAUAUCGCAAAACUUCAUGAGGCUAUGGAGAAUGGGGAUUCUGGCACUGGCCAUAAGGGCCGCUGGAAUAAGCUCGAAACCGGAACCGAGCCGAUCCUUGGCCAGAAUUGUGCCAGGAUCAUGGCCUGGGUGCGCCUAAUCAUCGACGAGACUUUGAAGACUGAAUACGCGCUCUUCGUCCCCAAGGACGAGCGUAAAAUGCUUACAUCAGAGUCGAAGAUGCUGAAGAAGUAUUCUGACCAGACGAUGAUUCAGAAGCUUACUGGACGGGCAGUCAAGCCCACGGUUGAGCAGCGCAAUGAAUUCAGGCUAGGACAGUUGGCGCUUAGGGGCCCACCUAAGCCUGAGAAGGAGGUGGCUGACCAGCCUCAAGACCUGGCGGUAGACCAGCCCGAAGAGCGAGAGGCAAGCCAGGGUACUGAAGAGGUUGCAGACCAGACCGAAGCACAAGCGGCGGUCCAGCCCCAAGAACCGGUUGCAGACAAGCCGAAAGAGCAGGUCGCAGGCCAAUCCGAGGAGCAUGCGGAGCCUACCUCGCCGCGUGAAGAAACCAAGCUUUGA
Messenger RNA from Penicillium cinerascens, 2472 nucleotides. Its product is annotated as pentatricopeptide repeat-containing protein. The record is from RefSeq and is a predicted model, not a curated record. The transcript is spliced from 2 exons. Bases 1 to 2472 code for a protein of 823 amino acids. Lineage: Eukaryota; Fungi; Ascomycota; Eurotiomycetes; Eurotiales; Aspergillaceae. Gene Ontology annotation, molecular function: protein binding.